Messenger RNA from Phytomonas sp. EM1, 456 nucleotides. The record is from the annotation of a GenBank genome assembly. Lineage: Eukaryota; Euglenozoa; Kinetoplastea; Trypanosomatida; Trypanosomatidae.
AUGAAAAGAAACGUUUCUGUCGAUACUGAUCGUGAGGUUGUAUUCGAUGGCAACACGCUGCUCUCAGAGCAAAUGGAGCUGCUCUUGAAUGCGACACCAGCGGAAAUUAGAGACAUCUAUUAUUUAAAGCUCAAGCUUAAUGCCAAGAAAAAGAGUACGGUUCAGCAGAAUCAACUGCAACGUAUAGCUCAGUUGUGGGAUGGAGAGGAGCUUGGUUUGCAGCCAGCUGGAGGUGGGGUCCCUUUCACACGAAGCAUCAGCACCCAUUUCCCGCCCGGCCUCACGGGCAUUUCUCGUAGCCCUCAUCAGCACUCCGCCCCGCCCGUUUUAUCGACUGACGGGGGGAGUUUCAGCCUCGCGCGAUCGGAAAACCCUCGACCACCGGUUCGUCUUAGCCUGCAAUCCGCCGUAGCGGCAGGAGAGGGGGGGAGGGGGGGGCACCUCGGGCUGCCUUAA